CGUUCUACACGACCUGCUGGAGUUUGCAGUCCCGCAGGCCUCCUCUCCCGGCAGAGGGUCGCGCGGGCAACCGGGCCCUAGGGCCCCCUCACCCCCCAGGGCCCUUCCCCGCAGCCUGGCUGGCGGCCCGCUCCAGAAGGGCAGCCGGGGCGCGGCGGCCCCGCCCAGGCCAGUCCGGGGCGGGGGCCGGUUCCCAUAGGGAUUGCGGCCGGGGCGGCGGCGAGCGGAGCCGGCAGAGAGGCGGCGAGGCGGGAGCAGGGCCAGGCCGGGCCGCGCGGCGCCGUGAGUCCCGGGCGGGGAAGGCGCGCGGGCCCGGACGGCGGGCCUGGCCGCCACGUGGUGCCGCUCGAGGCUGCGCUGCGCGGACCGGGAGCGGGUGGGCAACCGGGUGGCGCUGGCGGCCGGGCCCCGCGGGGGCGGCGGGAAGGCGCGGCCCCGCUCCCCGCCGAGGCCCGCCCGCGCCUGGGGUCGCCGGGCUCCCCCUUCGGGCGCCUGCCUCGCCCCCGCGGGGACCCGGAUGGUGUCUCCUUGCCCAAAGGAAAUGAGACCCGAAAUUAGAACCGGGGAAUCCCUGAGUCUUCCUUCUCCGUCCUCUAGCAGGCUCAUGUGUCUUAGAUCGGAUGAACUAUAACAUUAAACAAGAUAGAUUAUCUUACAACUCCGUUCGAUUUAGGAUAACGGGUUGCAUUUUAACUUGCAGGGUGUGUACCAGACGAUUAGAAUUGGAUUACUGAAGACGAGCUCUAGGCUGUCAUCCCGGAUCUCGUUGCGGUUGCUGAGGGGCGAGGCUUUAAGGACAGGGGUCGAUUCCUAAUUCUUUAACAAGUGCCCUUCUGUUCUAGGUGCUUGACAAAGACCCAUCGUUGAGUGGGGCUCUAGUACAGUCAGUCUGUUCGUGCCAGUAUUUCAUAAGCGACAUUUUCAAACUAUGUGAAGAUCCAUUUUAAGAUUUAUUCCUCCUCUAUGAUGGAGAAGUAUGAAAAAAUUGGGAAAAUUGGCGAAGGAUCCUAUGGAGUUGUUUUCAAAUGCAGAAACAGGGACACGGGCCAGAUUGUAGCCAUCAAGAGAUUUCUGGAAUCAGAAGAUGACCCUGUCAUAAAGAAAAUCGCCCUUCGAGAAAUCCGCAUGCUCAAGCAACUCAAGCAUCCCAACCUGGUUAACCUUAUCGAAGUCUUCAGAAGGAAGCGGAAGCUUCACCUGGUGUUUGAGUACUGUGACCACACCGUUCUCCAUGAGUUGGACAGACACCAAAGAGGGGUACCAGAACAUCUUGUGAAGAGCAUAACUUGGCAGACAUUGCAAGCUGUAAAUUUUUGCCAUAAACACAACUGCAUACAUAGAGAUGUGAAGCCAGAAAAUAUCCUCAUCACAAAACAUUCAGUGAUUAAGCUUUGUGACUUUGGAUUUGCUCGGCUUUUGACUGGACCAAGUGACUACUACACAGACUACGUGGCUACCAGGUGGUACCGCUCCCCGGAACUAUUGGUGGGGGACACCCAGUACGGCCCCCCAGUAGACGUGUGGGCUGUUGGCUGUGUCUUUGCUGAGCUGCUGUCAGGGGUGCCUCUGUGGCCGGGGAAAUCAGAUGUGGAUCAGCUCUAUCUGAUUAGGAAAACCUUGGGAGAUCUCAUUCCUAGACACCAGCAAGUAUUUAGUACGAAUCAGUACUUCAGCGGGGUGAAAAUUCCAGACCCUGAGGAUAUGGAACCACUUGAAUUAAAAUUUCCAAACAUCUCUUCUCCGGCCCUGGGGCUCUUAAAGGGCUGUCUCCACAUGAAUCCUGCUGAGAGAAUGACAUGUGAACAGCUGUUGCAGCACCCGUAUUUUGACAGCCUCCGAGAAACAGGGGAUUCAGCAAAAGAGCGUGACAGACCAAUAAGGAAGACGCUGAGACAGAGCCGAAAGCACCUGCCUGGGCUGCAGUACCUACCCCAGCUGACUAGCAGCAGCUUUCUUCCAGCUUUGGAUAAUAAGAAGUACUACUGUAACUUGAAGAAACUCAACUCCCGUUUUCCAAACAUUUAAGGAGCUUGAAGAUUGAUGAUGAAAAAGGAA
Molecule: messenger RNA, 2055 nt
Organism: Panthera uncia (snow leopard)
Lineage: Eukaryota; Metazoa; Chordata; Mammalia; Carnivora; Felidae
Gene: CDKL1
Product: cyclin dependent kinase like 1
Exons: 9
Coding region: 964-2025 (353 amino acids)
Biological process (GO): protein phosphorylation
Cellular component (GO): nucleus
Molecular function (GO): ATP binding; cyclin-dependent protein serine/threonine kinase activity
Source: RefSeq, a predicted model, not a curated record